Molecule: messenger RNA, 2049 nt
Organism: Xenia sp. Carnegie-2017
Lineage: Eukaryota; Metazoa; Cnidaria; Anthozoa; Malacalcyonacea; Xeniidae
Product: leucine-rich repeat flightless-interacting protein 2-like
Exons: 14
Coding region: 291-1472 (393 amino acids)
Biological process (GO): regulation of DNA-templated transcription
Source: RefSeq, a predicted model, not a curated record
UUAUAUAACCACCAUGGCGGCUUUAUAUGGGUUUGGAAGUACCGCAAAACAGAUAACGAUCAAAUUUAUUGUGCUAAUAUCUUGAGAGUUACAAAAUCCUCUGCUAAGAUUCAUUUUGAGGCCUUUUGAUAUCAGAACAUUGUAUUUAUAUGUAAAGUUUGAUAAAGUUUUAUUAUUGCAAACGAAAUAUUAAUUUCAUGAGUGUCUUUUGGCUUCCGCUUAAGGGCUGACCCUCAAUCUAUUACUUUCGCUUGCAUUUAUUAUUUACCUGAAGUCAGAAAAAACCAACGAUGAGUUCUGGCAGACGAAGAAGUGGCCAAAAUGUGUCGGGUACAACAACGGAAGAUCAAGCUUUUAGUCAAAUUGCCUCCGAGGCUGAAACACGAUUGGCGGCCAAACGAGCAGCAAGAGCUGAAGCACGAACCAUUCGUAUGAAAGAACUGGAAAAACAGCAAAAAGAGCUUGACGAGGAAUAUGAAAAACAGUAUCAAAAUGAGGAAACUCCAAUCAAGAGAAAAACCUCAGCAUCACUUAUAAAUUCCAAUACAUCUAAUGAAAAUUCCUACUCAGAAAUUGAUGGAUAUCAUGAUUCAGACAAAUCAAUUAAACAAGUUCAGGACAAACUUGUGGAAUUGGAAGAGAAAUAUAAGAAAGCUAUGGUUCAAAUAGCUCAACUAGAUGAUGAAAAGCAAACAUUGGUUUAUCAAACUGAUGACCUAAAAGACAAACUUGAGGAUGGAGAAGAUGAAUGCACAGAGGCUAGGUAUGAACUAAAGGAGAAAAACAAGGAAAUAGAUCGCUUGAAACGGCAAAUAAAGAAUUUGGAAAAGGAAAUUGAACAGUAUAAAGAGGCCAUAGAGUAUAGGGAUAAUUUUAUUGCUGAAAAAGGAUUGUCGUUAUUUGAGGAUUCAGAACAGGACGGCGCCGUAGUUAGUGAAACUGAUGGUGGAAAUGCAUCCAAUAUAAAAGAUAAUAACGAGGCAACGUCACAAGAAGGCAGUAAAUUGUCAAAUUCUAACAGCGAUGCUACGGUUGAUCGAACUGCAGUCAUUUCAGACGAUAAAGAACUUUUAGUGGAUCAGAUAAAGUUAUUACAAAGUCAAUUAGCUGAAUUGAAGGCAGCUUCUGGUGUUGAUAGACGUCAUUUGGAAAUUCCAACUCAAGAUGAUUUGGAAGAUAUUCGACGUGAAUUUGCAAGGCAGGCAAAUGACAUGAAGAUUAAAAUGCACAAGUUAGAGCAAGAAAACACUAGACUUGAAGGCUUGGUGAUGAGAUUGGAAAGUCAAGUGAAACGAUACAAAUCACAAGCAGAAGCUGCGGAAGCAACAGAGGAAACAUUAAAAACUGAGAAACGAAAACUGCAAAGAGAACUACGAAAAGCUCAAGACGAUCUUAUUGAAAUACAAACAGCACAUGAUCAUAUACAAAAGAGAUAUGAAAAACUCAAAUCACGCCGUAAGGACGAAACUUGAUAAAAUUUCGUUUUCUCAAAAAGAUAUUGAUUCCCCUUCCCAUGUAUCAAGAGAUAACUAGCUGUAACAAACUCCUUUGCAAGAGGUGCGUCAUAACGAUGUUUAUUACCACAGGCGUCAGCGAACAUUGUGUUAUCAGGUUGCUCUGUAUUUUGGUACUUCUUAUUCUACAAUACAAUUUCAACUUUCUGGCAAGCAACACGAACGUUAACCGUUAGGUACCUAUAACUGACUGUAAAAUUGAGCGCUUUGCCAGAAAUGACAUUUUCACGCUCUAGUCUUUGUUUUAAAAUCAAUCUCGUGAACAAAUAUUCCUUUAACAAAAUAUUUGUUGUGAAAUCAAACGUUGGUUACGUAGUUGUUGUUGAUUUGGUCAAAGUUUACCACGCUAUGAAUGUUGUCCUUGUGUAUCGCUGACCGUUUCAAUAGGUUUGCAAAUAUACUCCAAGUGAUAAAACCAAGUCAUUUUUGUUGUUAACUUGUGUUACUCUGCUGAAAGAUAUAAUUGUAAUUAAUUAAUGUUAGGAUAUUUUAUUAGAAUGUGUAGAAGCCGAAAUAAAAUUUACAAUGCUAGAAA